Molecule: messenger RNA, 3933 nt
Organism: Necator americanus (New World hookworm)
Lineage: Eukaryota; Metazoa; Nematoda; Chromadorea; Rhabditida; Ancylostomatidae
Exons: 35
Coding region: 1-3933 (1310 amino acids)
Biological process (GO): double-strand break repair via homologous recombination; error-prone translesion synthesis
Cellular component (GO): zeta DNA polymerase complex; nucleus
Molecular function (GO): DNA binding; DNA-directed DNA polymerase activity; nucleotide binding
Source: RefSeq, a predicted model, not a curated record
AUGGUAGAUGCAUCAUUUAAGCUUCGUAAUGUACUCUGUGAGUACAGCCUCGCUCUGCCUUCUGCUGUCAACCGGUCACUCUAUCCAGACCUUAGGCUUCAAGUUCCCACCUUUCAUAUUUUCGGAAUAACACCAGAAGGGAAGAAAGCUUGCGUGCACGUGCAUGGUUUCCUACCCUACAUGCUACUUCGUGUUGGAGGCAAUUUCACUCCAACUCUGGAGCAACGAAUGCGGGAAAAGAUUAAUCGGAUGAUUCAACGUGAAUUUAUCACGAACCCUGAACAGCUGGAGAAACAAACUACUGACAACUAUGUGUAUAGGAUUGUACCGAUGAUGGCAAAGUCAAUAUACGGUUAUCAUGAAGAAAUGGAGCAAUUUGUCAAAAUAGUCUUUCUGAAUCCAAUGCAUAGAGCAAGACUGUUCACAGCUUUGGCCAAGGAAGUUGAUGAGUUCCCAGUGAUGCAACCGUUCGAGGCGCAUACACCAUUCACCUUGCAGUUUUUUAUCGACAAUUCUAUCUUUGGAAUGGACGAAAUAGUUUUCAAUCGAGUUCAAUACCGCAUAGGUCAUCAAUGUGACUCACAAGAGAUCGUAUUCGGAAAUUUCACAGUUGCGGAUAUUAUGAACGAUGUUUCGCUGCUUUCACCAGCACCUCCUAUCACUUCCUGUGCCGUUGAAUGCGAUGCGCUCGCUUCGAAUAUCAUGAACAAACAGCUACAUUCAUCAAACGUUCAUUCCUGCAAUCCUGGCUUGGAAUAUAUUUGGCGGGAGGAAGCGACGAGAUGUUCUGCGCAAGGUCGAAAACUUGAGGACACCUUUAAUAAUUACACGCCCAGGCCGUACUGGAGAAACAAAGCGGAGACGGAUCUGUUGAGUCAGCUCGAGGAAGUCUCUCGAAUCAUCAGGGCAAACGGAGCAGCAACUCAAAAAGACUAUACGCAGCCAUCUGAAGACCCUGUAGUCCCUGAGCAUCUUCUGAUUGAUAACGAGGAAGAGCUAGACUCAACCAUAGCAUGGACUCAGGAUCUGACCGCGAUUUCAUCUGAAAACAGCAAAGCAGAAGAGGAGCCGAAGGGAGAAGAAGAGCAAGAGGGCAGUGACGAGGAGGAUAUUGAGGAUAAUAUUGCUGCUGAAGAAGAAAUUAUGAAGACACAGAUAAUGGAUAAUAUGAACAAAGGCCAGGAUUAUAAAGAGGAUCAAGCCGAUGCGAUAGAGGAUUUGUUCGGUGAAGACGGCUCUCCAACAAAGCCUUGCAAACGUUUUGUUGAUUCAAGAUGGGUUACGCUUGAUAUGGAUCUUCCUCUUCAGCUGCGAGGGAGCGCUGCUGGAAAAACCUCAGCAUCUUGUGCGUCCGACGUCACAAUCGCUUUUCAGGACGCAAGCUUCCGACCGAUGCCGAUGAACGCUUCACCUGAUGGCACAGCCGUGUUCAGUUCAUCAACGAACGCCGAAGAAACAGAAGAAGUCGACUUGCCGGAAAUCGCACAUCUCAGUGCAGCAAGCUUGGAACUCCUCGUCCUUACACAGACUACUAUGCCGGAUCCGCAGCUCGAUCCUCUUCUUGGAUUUUCAUUCUGCCUUACUUCGGAUGUCUGUCGCACGUUGUCAUCUUCGCUUCACGUUUUUGUCACCACUUUGCCAGUUCAGAAGGUAUGCAAUGAACAUCUGAUGAUGGUGCCUGACGAGCGGUCUCUGUUUGAAAAACUUGUAGAGCUUGUGAAGAAAUCGGAUCCAGAUAUCUUUUUCGGCUACGACACGGUGCGCCUCUCAUGGGGAUACAUUCUCAAAAGAGCUCCUGUGAUUGGCUUUUUGGACUUCCAUUUAAGCCUUGGACGCUAUCCGAGAGUUAUGUGGUUAAAUUCGCUUUUUUCCGUUUUACUUGGGUUUACGAAUAGUCUGAGCAAAUACUCUGGCCACAAAACACCACUGGACCGCCAUUAUGAUCUUCCUGAAGAAAUAGAACCUCCUUGUGGUCGACUAUUGAGAGCGAUUUGGAGGAUAUUACGAUCCGAAUUACAACUCAGGGCUUACGACAGAGGAACAGCCGCUCUGCGUGUUUUGAAGAGGAAGCUUCCCAUACUUGAUGACCGUGCGCUCUGUGCUGAAAUACUAGACACAGAAAAACCCAGAUACUCUGCGGUGGCUGAGUACGUCAACAAGCUCUCACUCCUCAAUAUUUCCCUGCUCAGUGAGAUAAACUGGUUUCUGAAAACAGCAGAAAUGGCUCGUGUCUAUGGAAUUCAGUUCCACGAGGUGUGGAGCCGAGGUUCACAACUGCGAGUUGAAUCGAUGAUGUUCAGACUGGCGCACACUCAAGGCUACGUGCUGCCAUCAGUCACUGUAUCGCAGAGAACAAACAUGGAAGCUCCGGAACAGUUGCAACUUAUUAUGGAGCCAUUCUCCAAAGUAUACUUCGAUCCGGUCAUCGUUUUGGACUUCCAGUCGUUAUACCCAUCUAUGGUCAUCGCUUACAACUACUGUUUCUCAACAGUGCUCGGCAAGGUGUGCGAAUUGGAAAGGAUGGCUCGCGAAAAGGACACUUCUAUAAAACUCGGUGCAAUCAAAUACACAGUGUCGAAAAUGCAGCUAGUAGAAUGUAUCUUGAAGAAGAAACUUCACUGUUCUCCUCUGGCCUCCGCAUUCGUUACUCAAUCACAUCGCAGCGGAAUUUUGCCAACGUUGUUGAAAGAGGUUCUUGGUGCUCGCAUUAUGGUUAAAGCGUCAGUGAAACAUGCUCGUGGCAAGCGUCUUCGAAGAAUUCUGGAGGCACGUCAACUGGCUUUGAAACUUGUGGCAAAUGUCACCUACGGCUAUACAAGUGCUAACUUCAGCGGAAGAAUGCCAUGUGUCGAGGUCGCCGAUGCCAUUCUUGGAAAGGGAAGAGAAACUCUCGAACGGGCGAUAACUCGUGUGAAUGAGGGGAAUUACGGUGGUGCGAAGGUGAUCUAUGGUGACACCGACAGUAUGUUCGUGCUGGUUCCAGGAGCAACCAAAUCCGAGGCAUUCGCCAUUGGCCGCCGUAUUGCCGAUGACGUCACUAAGGACAACCCCACUCCUGUUGUGCUCAAAUUAGAAAAGGUCUACAUGGGUUGUGUGCUGGAGACGAAGAAGCGCUAUGCGGGGUGGAUGUACGAGAACGAAGACGACAAGGAAGGAGUGCUGGAUUCAAAGGGACUUGAAACCAUCCGCAGAGAUACCUGUCCUGUAGUGGCGAAGAUUCUAGAGAAGAGCUUGCAUCUGAUAUUCACACGAAAUUGGCGUGGUCUGAGCGUCUACCUUAACACCAAACUUUCUCGGCUUCGUGACUUACCGUACACUGAUUUCGUUUUUUCGAAGGAGUUUCGAGGCGAAUAUACUGACAACGCUCCGGUUCCUCAGCUGAAAGUCGCACUAUCACUGGCGGCGGGAAGCUCUGCCCACAUUGCCCUUCGUGGGGAACGAAUUCCGUAUAUUGUUACUGAUGGACCACCAGACGCUUCAGUGAUAUCUUGUGUUCGUUCACUGCCCGAGUUCAUUGCAGAUAGGAAUUUACAGACUCACAUAACCUAUUAUGCCUACGCGCACAUUCUUCCUGCUUUACGCCGAGUCACUGAUCUCCUCCAGCUUUCUAUUCGAUGGAACGCUGAAGCUACUUCACCUUGUUUUACCCCUGGUUGCUUAACGGCCAACAGUGAUCCAUGGUGCUCGUUUUGUGUGGAGCUGACGUCAGCCUUUCAGUUUGCAGUGAUGUCGUUGAGCCGUGAAGAACGGCUACAGGCAUUAGCUCGUAUUGCUUGCGGUCACUGCCAAAAACAUCCAUUCUGUGAUAUGCAUUCUUGUCAAAAUCACACAUGCGCUGUUAAAAAAAUUUGGAACUGCUCGAUACGAAGUCGAGCACCAAGCGCCGUACGUAAGCAUCGACUUUUUGCGCACUGCAGUAUCUCAGAAGAUUGA